Messenger RNA from Diaporthe batatas, 3652 nucleotides. RefSeq lists its product as uncharacterized. The transcript has 4 exons. The coding region runs from base 397 to 2997 and encodes 866 amino acids. Lineage: Eukaryota; Fungi; Ascomycota; Sordariomycetes; Diaporthales; Diaporthaceae. The record is from RefSeq and is a predicted model, not a curated record.
CUUGAUAACCCUUGGUUUUUUUCAUCCCGCCUUUCCGCAUGUGGUCUGCCUAGGGGUACGCGGUUUUCCACUUCCAGCACACGGCCCACCUCGGACGCCCCCUUGCGUUAGACUUCAACGUCGAUAGCGCAGUAGGCUUUUUCUUUCUCAAGAAGGAGCUGUGGAUGAGGACCAGCAGCAGCAACGACGUCCAAUCCAAGACCAGAAUUGCGAAGUAGGUCUGGCACACUCUGGAACCUCGUUUCUCUCCCGCCGUUUGCUGGGAUCCAAACCCUGCCUUGAGCGAGGCCUGAGACCCGUUCAAAGGCUCAACUCGAAGUGCUUGUUCUCUCUGCUUCUUUUCUUUCGCAAAACCCACCACUAUUCAUUGGUCGGCUGUCAGCCCACUCGAGGAUCAUGGCUUCGGCCGACGGCGACGAGAAGCCAUCAAUGGCUCCCGCACCAUCCACCGUCGACCCCAUCGUCGACCACGUCGCCGACACCAACGUCGACACGGGCGAUGCAACCCCAAAGGACGGUGAGGGCAACAUGGCAGAACCCGCAAAUGGCAUAGUCAAUUCCACAGAAAGCAACCAGGAAACCACCAGCCCUUUGCCUGCCGCCGUGCCUGUCGCCGUGCCCGUCGCCAACAUGGCCUCGGGCACAGCACCCGCUCCGUUGUCGCCAGCUCCUGCUGCGCCUGGCGAUGCACCUGGCAGUGCACCUCCCUCGCCCCCGCGCAUUGUCUCGGAUAUUGCUCCGCCAUCCGCCGCCGUCCCCAUCCCUCCACGCCCUGCAGCAUUCCCUGCCGUGGAUCCGGCUCCCGCCGUGGCAGCCCCGACCCGCACGGCGUCCCCCACCGUCAACGGCCUUGGCGCCCGGGCCGGCCGGACCUCGAUGAGCAACACUCCUCACCAGUCGCCGGCGCUGCCCUCGGCUCCCAUCCCGCUGCGAGCCUCUCCUGCGGCCACCCAGCCGGCCCUGGCCCCGGCCCCGGUCAACAACUUGAACCACAUCAACAACACCCACAACACCAGGACCACCAGGUACCAGAACAACCCGACCUGGCGUGCCGAGUCUCCUCGUGAUUACAGGCAGCAGCCCCUGGCCCCUGCCGCCACCCCUGCUCCACCUCCUCCUGCUGCUCCCGCCUCGUCCGCCCCUCCUCUUGCCGCUGCUCCCAGCGCCAUGAGCUUUCCUUCGCCUGGCCGUGAGCAUAUCCACGCCGACCAGAAGUUCCUCGACGACAAGACGAGAAUCAGCUUCGGCAUACACCAGGCCGUCCCCGAGGCCGUGAGACGCUCCGUGCGCGACAACUGGGAGAAGUGCCUGGUCGGCUCUGACUUCCACCAGGCCUUCGUUCUCAACGCCAGUAUCCACCAUGCCACCCCGGCCGCCGUUCAGCGCGGCAUACGUGACUUUGGAGGCGCCUUGAUCUCCGCUGGACGGGCCCAGAUCAUCGACACCAUGACCCGUGCCGAUAUCGACGCCGUGGCCUCGCAGAUCCUCUCCAAGGCCAGUGAAUCUUUCCUCGACGCCGCCCUCCAGCUUCGCCUCAAGUCCAUCGACGCCAAGCGCCUCAUCAAUGCCCUCGCUAGAGCCGAGCGCCUUGGCUAUGAACCUAGCGAUGUUGUGGACGAGGACGACGAUCACGCCAUGUCCCUGUCCCCGGUCGACUAUGACGAACAGUCGAUGCCCGUCCCAACUCCUCAACCCCAGGGCGCGAACCUGCCGCCUAUCCAGCCGAGGCCAGCCCCCCUGCCCGAUGCACCCUCGGACGACCUCAUGUACUGCGAUAUGUGCUUCCGCAAGUUCGUCUACCGCUCGGCGUAUGAGCACCACAUCACCAAGAAGGUUUGCACGCGCCUACCUGCUGCUCCCGGCGGUUAUAAGUUCUCCUGCCAGCACUGUGGCCAAGGCUUCACCACCAUAAUGGGUGUCCAGUACCAUAACGCCAACAACAUCUGCGGCAAGUUCAAGGAUCCAUGGAGGCCCAUGCCGCCGCCGCCCCCUGUCAUGCCCCCUGCUACGCCCACCGCCACCAAGUACAAGCCAGAGGCCCCCGCAUCCACCCCGGCGGCGGCACCCAAGCUUGUGCCUACCCCCAAGUCUGCGCCCGCGUCGACGCAGGCUGUCGCCCAAUCCUCUCCGUCAGGCGGCCCACGCCUCGGAACCCCGGGCCUACACGCACCAAACGGCGCCGUCACCGACCCCUACGCACACCUGUCGCCCGAGCAGCUGGCGGCCAUGCAGGAGGAGCUCAGGCAGGCCGAGCUGAGCUACGGUGAGCGCUUCCGGCAGGCCAGGGAGAUCCAGGAUGACACGGACCGCAAGACCCGGCUCGACGGCCUCUCCAACUCUUUCGGCACGAAGCAGUCCCUGAUCCGCAAGAAGUACGGCGUCAGGCUCCGCAUGAGGAGGACAAAGGCCGAGAUCCAGGCCGAGAGGGAUCGCAUGCAGUACAAGACGGCCGCCGAGCUCGCAGCAGACAACGGUUUCCCCAUCGGAACCCCAGGGCGCCCGGGUCGUCCCCCCGCCUCGACCCCUUCUCGCCCGCCCGCCAUUGUCGCACGUCGUUCGAAUGGCGGCACCGGUUCCGCCUGGGCGAGCGUCAACCGCCCUGGUGCCCCUGCCGGUGUCCCUGCCUCGCAGCCACCAAUGGGCACUGCAGAGCCUCCGUUGGUCGCGGGCGGCAACAAGCGACGCUUCUCUGGGUCCGCCCCGUCCGAGACCAAGCGGGUGGCAUACUCCGAGAUGGGCGGACUAUCCGGCGCCACCGCGGCCCAUGUGGAGAUGACGGACCCCACCAUGCCGCGCGCCACCGCCUCAGCCGCGAGUGCUAAGGGCCUCGGAACGGCUGAUGAGCCCAUGGCCCUGGAUGACAGCGAUUCGGACUCGGACGAGGAAUCUGACCGCUCUGCCGGCGAGGACAUCCCCGCCCAGCUGCCGCCGAGCGUCCGCCAGAGCCUGCAGCAGACCAGCAGCCCGUCGGUGACCCCAGGCCCGCAGCCUGGAUAGAGGCCUCGCUCGGGACUGCGGCCAAGGGCUGCAAACUAGUACUUGGCGGGCCGCUUUGGCGAGAGACACUUUGUCUUGCAGAGGCCGGUAACUCCUCGAGUUCGCUUUUGGAAUGGGAGGUGGAUUAUGGAUACGACAUGAGAGCCGACGAGGCCGAAAGGAUUGUUCUGACGAGGCGCAAAGGUCGCCGGCUCAGAACCUAGGAACGCAGGCGAGACAUUUCUCUUUUUUUGUCUGGUGUAUAAAAUCCUUGCACGUGGGAAAUCGGAGGUGAAAAGUUUCUGCAUAUACCCCUCAGCCUGAACUUUGAUCAUUGCUCAUUUUUGGCAGCGAGGUAUUUGCAUUUAAAAGGAAGCACGUGGGUUCCAUGAUGCGAACAUCGCCGGCGUCUGGCAUGAAAAUUAGAGGGGGCCUGGGUCUUAUGCUGCGGGUUGACUGCUGUGGUCAGACAGCAAACGUCUGGACUCUUGUGGUCCUGGGCUCUUUGAGAGUGGGCGGGCACCUUUGAUGGUGUUAUGCUGGUGGAGCAAUCACACCCGGGCACAUUGAGCGCUGCAUUGGAACAUUGAUGAACGUGGCCGGUACUUUGAGGAAUGGCCGGCCGCCUUGCUAAUUCAGGGAGAUACCACAAUUAUCGUUGCGUUUUGCAGAGCCG